UUAGCUUGAUCCCGGUCUGAGGGCAAAAUAAAUGCAAGCUUUCAGCGUCCUCACUCUUUUUGAUCUGUUACUGUUUUCACUGCUUCUGCCACCCAAGAGAAACUAAUCCAAAAUUUGUUUUCUUUUUCCCUUCCUGGGUGUGAAUAUUUUCCCACCAAUAUUUCCAUAUACCGCUUCAGAGAAGGCUGCUUCAAUAAUAAACGUUUUGGGCAAAAAGGAAAAAAAAAUAGACCAUGUUUGUUUGCUUUCAUGGGGCCUUUGGGAGUUCAUGGAAAAAACUUUAAUAUCCAGCGAGAUCUCAGUUAAAAACCUUUCACAGGCUUCUUUUAUGUGCAUCUUUUUUGCAACCUCAGAGGUAUAAUGAACAAUUUCUGGCAGAGAAAAAGAAAUUAGACGUCCAAAAUUGAAUGAAUGAAAGAUCGUAAUGAGUCCUGACGCAUUGUGCAGCCACUGACAGGAAAUGAUGUUGUUCGCUUGCAAGAGGCCGUUACUAUAGUAACUGAAGCAGGUGUGCUUAUUAACCGGAAGAGGAGUAGAGGUUGAUCUGGCAGAGAAAAGAACAAGGUCAGAGCUCUACAAAGCCUGCCACAAUAAACGGCUGAAAUCUCCCAGCGACAGCUUUGCCAAAAACAACUUCUGACUUGAAUAUCUUCUAAAAGCUCGCCUGCGAGAAACUCGGUGCAAAGCUGCUGACUGUUUUUAGCCUCUUCCUCUGUCAGAGUGAGUAAACAUAGGCGGAGGGAAUGCGCAAGACGGAGAAGGGCUCCGUUAAGACGGCAAGGUUCUGGGUCUGAGUGGAGUUGAGGAUUCUGCUAUCCUGUCUGACAUUCUGGUGCCUUAAAGUGUCAUUGAGCAAAACCCAAACACUUGGUCUGCCAUCAUGCCGAUCCUUAAGCAGCUAGUAGCAUCUUCCUCCCAGACGAAGCGCCGCUCACGCAUGGAUCUGACACGAGAGAUGAUCAGCGCCCCUCUAGGCGAUUUUCGCCACACCAUGCACGUCGGCCGCAGUGGUGAUGCCUUCGGGGACACUUCUUUUCUCAGCAGCCGCUCUGGAGAACCCUCCCCUGAGACCUCAUCCUUCCCUCGGUCACCUCGGCCUGGACUUCUGUCGCGCACCUUCAGAAGCAGCAAGCGUUCCCAGUCAGUCAACAGAGUGGACCAACAUGGGGAUGGCAGCCUGAUGGUCCCCGGAGGCUCGCCCACGUUUGUUAAAAACGCCAUGUCUCUGCCUUUCCUCAACAAUGAGGAUAGAAGCGACAGCAUGGGGGCUAAGAGUUUGUCUUCAAGUCCAUUUAAGCAGCAUGAACUGCAAGGAGAAAGUGGGGCCGCUGCUGCAGCACAUUUCCUCGAGCUGCAGGAAAAAAGCUUCGGGGAACUGACUGAGCUACCAGAAUAUCCCAUACCGUACGGAGGUGGAAUGAAGCACGCAGAGUCAGUGAUGUCCUUCCAUGUUGACCUGGGCCCCUCAAUGCUGAAUGAUAUCCUGGGUGUGAUGGAGAAAGAAGAUGAUGAUCUUGGCUAUGAGGAGGGAAAGAGCAGCGAGGGCCGGGCUUCACCACCCGUCAGUGCCAACGGGGACAAAGAGGACGUUUUAAAGGAAAGGGAACAUGUAGACGGGGAGGAAGAGAUGGAGGAGGAGGAUGGUGAGGUGCGGCAUGAAGCCUCUCUCCUCUCAGCCGUCUCUCUUGAUUUUAGGCCAGAGGACGAGGGGCCGUACACCCCUGAGAUACGUCCCAAACACUUGCAGCACCUAGACAGCUGCUCCAUGUCAAGUUCUGGUUCUGCCGCAAUGGAUGACAAACCCAACAGCCACAAUUAUACAGGAGAUACAGAUAGCGCCACUUUCAGUGCUCCGCCCGAAGAGGAAAGCAAUUUCUCCUCUUUCUUGGAAGAUGAAGAGGAUGAAAUCCGUGUAUGAGAGUCCUGAGCCACAAACACAGAACUAAAGUUGUAGAUUUUUUUUUUUAUCUUAAUGGCAAACUAACACCAAUACUGUGGAAAUAAAAAGGUGUUUGCACAGGACAAAGCAAGCAUGACUCUCCUUCAGGCAAAUCGAGCUUCUCCCUUGGCCUUACCCCUCAGCCGUGUUUGCCUGUCAACCCGUCUCUCCUUUUGAACACUAAGGUGACUGAACAGAAUGCUAGCAGAUGGGCAAAGGGAGUUGGGAUUAUAGAGGAUCUUUGCUAGGAAGACCACUUUUCUCAUCUGAAACCCAGCUCUCUGAUUUGACGCUUGUGGGUUUCUCCUUUGGUUGGACGUGCUGAGAGAAAGAGCAGCGAGGGGACAUCAUGCGGCCUGAGCCGAACAGAAGGCUUCUGUCACAACAGGAUCAGUGGUGGGUGUCCUGUCACAAUAAAGCGAGCUGUGUUUGUGGCUGCAGAGUGAGAGCGGGCAUCAGGCCUCUUUCAUCAGCAAAUAUUAUAGCAGAGCUGCAGAUCUGUGAGACUUUGUUCCUUUAUUGUCGCGUCUGUAACUCAGGGUCUCUGUGAUGCCGCUCAAAGGCAGCCUUCUCCCACUCUAUGCCUAGACCACAAAGCCUGAAACUCUCCUGUUACUCAUAUAAAAGUUGAGUUUUGAUUCAAAAAAUUAAUCAAAAACAGUAUUAUGACUGUCCAGCAAGCUUUUCUUUCCUGCAUCCUUGUUUUAACAUGUUUCUUUCUGAAGCUAUUGGCAUGAACAGACUUGUUCCUUCUUCUCAUCCGUAGUAUAACUGAAACUUCAGAUGAGUAUGGCAACCACAUCCUUCCUUGUUCUGAUACAUCCGAGCAACUGCAGAGGUGCAACCAAACUUGAUUUUCAUCUCUAAACUGAACUGUUAUUUAUGCAUCGGUUCCACCACUACAUGCAAGUAGGGUUUCAAGGUUGACCGGCGAGUGUUUCAGCACUCGCAAGUAAACCAAACACUACUAGUAUUUCUUUUUGUUGACGGUUUAUGUGUGUCUGGAAUGGGUGUGCUUUGUUUUUAUUGUCAGAAAAAAAGAUUUGCCUAAUUUCUGCUUAAAGACUGACCAAGAAAACAGGACAUAGGCAGUAGCAGGUGCAAAAGGCGUUAGGAAAAUCUUGACUUUUUUUUUCUUAUUUUUUCUUUGCUAGUUGCACAGUCAUUGCAGCCCAGCUCUGCCUCUUGCGUCAUUAAAGCCAUGAGGCUGAGGCUUACUUGUGCUGAUUGAUUUCACUGCCUUAACUGAAACUGACAGAUGUGCCAAAUUAUCAUUUUUGAGCCAAAAAUAAUUUCAGCGCUGCGACUCGCUUGGGAGAGGGAGCCUGACGGAGAUGUUAUUUCGUUUGUGCAGGUAAUGGGUUUGAACAUAGUUUUAGAUUCAGAGUCGCGGGUUAAAGUCAUCAAAAUAAAUGUUCUGAAGUGAAAAAUCCCGUUGGAAGAGGAGAAAAUGAGUCUGCAAAGCUGGAUGUGCAUCACUUACACACUACACAUUUCAGUGAAGACAUUUCAGAGGUUUGUUUUGUGUGAAUGAGUUUUUUGUGAUAUGCUUUAUUUCUUUCUGUACUCGAGAUAACCUAUAUUUUUCAAUAAAAGAGAACCACGAUUA
This is a messenger RNA of Oryzias latipes (Japanese medaka), 3548 nucleotides long. RefSeq names its product CDC42 effector protein (Rho GTPase binding) 4a (gene cdc42ep4a). The record is from RefSeq and is a predicted model, not a curated record. Gene Ontology annotation, biological process: positive regulation of pseudopodium assembly; regulation of cell shape; Rho protein signal transduction. Gene Ontology annotation, cellular component: cytoskeleton; plasma membrane; cytoplasm. Gene Ontology annotation, molecular function: small GTPase binding. NCBI's taxonomy places the organism in Eukaryota, Metazoa, Chordata, Actinopteri, Beloniformes, Adrianichthyidae.